CAAAAAUCUAGUGUGCGGCUUUCACUGACUGUGACACAGGAACGUCCUUCCCUGUCGCCUUGGAUGCUCACGGGUAAUAAAACAGCAGUCAGACACUGGACUAGUGUGGAGUACAAGUUCAAGAGUGAAUGACGACAGACGGUUCAUCAUCGAGCCCUGAGCUGGCUGGUCUCAGAACAGAGAGGAAACCUUGUUUAGGGGAAGAGAACUGGAGAACGGUGGCCCAAAGGCAUUUGGAUUUCUGAGAUGUCAGUCAAACGAGCAGACGGGAUGUCCAUCGCCCAGGCUUUGGCCAUGACCGUUGCGGAGAUACCGGUCUUUCUCUAUUCCACAUUUGGGCAGUCCAUAUUUUCUCAGCUCAAGCUUACCCCAAGCUUGAAGAAGGUGCUGUUUGCCACAGCACUGGGCAGCGUAGCUCUGGCUCUCACUGCUCAUCAGUUAAAAAGGCGGGGGAGAAAAAGGAAGCAGGUGACCCAAGGAAAGGAGGGCCAGAAGACAGUGGGAAUACCUGAGGCGCUGAUGAAGUCAGGAAGGCCGUCUUCAUUAAAGAGAGGUCCGUUUACUGGCCGACAGAUGAUGAGUCCGAGCACCAGGAGCAAUGACACCAUGAGUGGAAUUUCUUCCCUGGCUCCCAGUAAACAUUCGAGUUCGUCACACAGCCUGGCAUCUAUGCGGGUCCCAAGCUCCCCAAAUCAGUCUGCUAAUCCAUCCACCCCCUGGGAAGCAGAGCCUGUGGUGGAAGAGUCAGGGGCAAUAGAGGACACCAAUGUAGAGAAUCUGUAUUUAAUGGGAAUGGAGCUGUUUGAGGAAGCUCUACGAAAGUGGGAACAGGCCCUGAAUAUUCGCCAUCACACCCACUCGACCUCCAGCAACAACAGCCUCGCUCUGCAGGGGGCAACGUGUGGAGACAUUCCCACGGCUGAAACCCGCAAUAAAGUGUUUGCUGAGAAGUUAGAGACACUGCUGCACAGGGCAUACCACCUACAAGAGGAUUUUGGCAGCAGUAUCCCAACAGACAGCGUUCUGGCAGACUUUGAGAGUGAAGGAACCCUUAUCUUGCCCCAAGUGGAGAGUUUCCACCGACUGCAAGAUGAUGAUGCGACUACUGUUACCUCUGACGACUCCUUCUUCUCAGCUGCAGAGUUGUUUGAUGCCAUGGCUCUAGAAGAGGUCUACCAGCCACUUAAGCCAGCAGCUCUUUAUGAAGAAGCCUUGUCUCUGGUCCGGGAAGGCAAAGUGGCCUAUAGGUCCCUCAGGACUGAAUUACUUGAAUGUUAUGGCGAUCAAGACUUCCUUGCCAAACUUCACUGUGUGAGACAAGCAUUCCAGAUCCUGUUGUUAGAUGAAACUCAUCGCACAUUUUUCAUGGAGACCGGGAAGCAAAUGAUAACGGGGUUAAUGGUGAAGGCAAACAAGAGUCCCAAAGCCUUCUUAGAGAGCUACGAGGACAUGCUGCUUUACACUCAGAGGGAGGAAACGUGGCCCGUCACUAAGAUGGAGCUGGAGGGCCGAGGGGUGGUGUGUAUGAACUUUUUCGACAUAGUGUUGGAUUUCAUCCUGAUGGAUGCGUUUGAAGACCUGGAGAGCCCUCCCUCCUCCGUGGUAGCUGUGUUGAGGAAUCGCUGGCUUUCUGACAGCUUUAAAGAAACGGCUCUGGCGACUGCAUGCUGGUCUGUCCUAAAAGCAAAAAGGCGUCUCCUCAUGGUUCCUGAUGGCUUUAUCUCCCACUUCUAUGCCAUAUCAGAACACGUGAGCCCAGUUUUAGCGUUUGGGUUUUUGGGACCCAGGCAGCACCUGAGUGAAGUUUGCACUAUCUUCAAGCAACAAAUUGUGCAGUACCUUAAGGAUAUGUUUGAUCACGACAAGGUCCGCUUCACCUCUGGUCAGUGCUUGGCUGAGGACAUCCUGAGCCUUUCCCACCGCCGGAGUGAGAUUUUACUGGGGUAUCUGGGAAUUGAUAGCCUUCUGGAGCUCAACGGUGCCCUGCCCAGAGACACAGAGGACUCUACGGGCCCCAACUAAGACGACUAGGGUCUCUAAGGGCUUAAUGAGGCUUGUACAGACCAAAUGCAGUGGGCUAACCAGCAGGGAACAGCAAGGAGCUCAACGCUGAUUCUAUACCUACAUCAAGAUGGGAUUGACUCAUGCUCCUGUGAUACACUGAGAACCAGAAUUAAUCAUUCAUUCAUCUGUGGUCAUCAAACACAACUACUGUAAGAGGAUAUAUUUUCACUAGAUCUACAGUAUCACUGAGGGAGGCCGGCUGGAUCAUAUGAUUCCACCUCUCCCUUGUUAUCAGCUGCUGUGUUGCGUAUUCAUGUAAUCUCAGACGUGUGAGGGCUCGUCUCUGCCUUGCUGGGUGACAAGGAUACUUCUUACAAACACACCUGACAGAAGUACUCCCACCACAUGAAGACUGGGCCUUCUACACUACGACUCCAUGCGGAGCGAGUGUCUUCGGAGAACUAGCGGUUGCACCGAAACCUUCCGUUUAUCUGACUCUUGAAAUCAGAUGAGAUAUCAUAGUCCUCAUUAUUACGUGAAGAGAAAUGCUGGGAGUCUGUUGAUAUUUUGGGUUUUAUAUUAAAGGGGCAAGGAUAUUUAACGCUAAAUCCGUGGUAAUUCCUGACAACCUUGGUCAACUGAAGAUUUGUGCUGCACGAUGAAGGACGUAAUGAAUUUGUCUCUUCACUGAUGGUACUGAAAUCCUCUUUAAUUUGAAGACGUAUUAUUCCGGUUUGGUUUAAUAAGGCAGGCUAAGAUGUGACAUAUCAAAGAGACUGUGUUAAGUGCAAAAAGACGUAAAAUUAGCGUGGGGUGCUAACAUGUUAAUCAUAGAAAUCAGAUUAUCCCUAAGCUGUUUUCCGACCCCAUACCACUUCUCAUUUAGUCCUCUCAGUCAUCUUAGCAGUGAUCCAGCUAAGAUGCAGAUGGUAAAGUUUUACUUUCUCAAAGAGCUGCAGAUAACUCAAUGAAAACAUCUAUUUAAAUACUGUCACACCGACAGUUUUGAAGGUGCAACAGGAAAAUAUCUUGAACAGUGUAACACAUCACUGCUCUCAGGAAGUAAUGAGUAACUUGAAAUCAAUAUUUGGUGAUGAAUUACUUUUCCUUAAAUUCUUGAAUUGCCUCCAAAUAUUUCAGCUAAAAUUGGACAACUUGCAAAGUUUGAUUCACCAGAUAUAAGCUGGAUAAAAUUGUGGAAUUGUUUAAGGCAAAAGUAUCCAAACACAAGUUUUAUGAACCUAUAAAAGUAUGAUUUCAAUGUGAAAAUUCGAACAGUAGCAUUUACUGAGCAUGGUUGUUACUCUGCUCUUAAGGGUUACUUGCCAUAAAUGAGUAUAGGAGGAGUGGAUUAGAAAAAAAAAUUUAUUUAACAGGUCUUAUUUUUCACAGCACACAUUUUGACUUGUUAUUGUAGGAAAGGCACAAGUGUGUUUAAUAACAUUUACAAUGAAACUGUGUAAUUCAAGUGUACCAGUAAACCAUGUCAGCAGUGGUGGAGAGUUACUGAGUACAUUUAACAUAACUGUUUUAUUUUUACUGCUACUUUUAAAGGAUCUGAGUACAUCUUCUGCCACUGCGUGACAGUGAGCCAGCACGCACAAUAACAGGACCCUGAAACUGAAGCAAAACACCCAUGGCUGUUACAAAGUGCGCACAGUGAAUACCACCAAACACCGUCAGAGACAGAGUUAAAAAACAAAACAAAGAAAAGAAACACUUGGCCUCAGUCUGUUGAGUGAUCAGAAACACACAUGGACAUUUCAGUAUGCGUCGCUUGCUUUCUUCCCAGCCCAUUUUAGAAUUGAUGUGACCUACAAAUAAAACAGUGCCAUCUACAGUAGCAGUCUUAGCAAAGAUAUUGUUGUUUUGUUUCUGAUUCCAUGAAGACUUGUAAUGAAGAAGCGGGCAUUGUACAGUCAGACUGUAACCUUCAUAAGUGCACUGAUGAUAACCCCUGAGUUCUCUUUGUUUUCUCAAUACUGUGAGCUUGUUGGAGCACAGAGACACCGAAGGGGCACUAAGAUGCCAAGUUAAAAAGAGUUUUCUGCUGCGAUCCGAACAUGGAUCACUCCACUGCUGUAAAAGCAGAUUUGUGUUACGUUGACUGCUGUUACCUAGCUUAUGUUUAUUUUAAGAAACUCUCAAAAAAGGAAUUAUCCUAAUCAAAUAUGAUGAAAAUGUUAUUUAUUAACAGCAGUAGAAGCACAGUGUGUUUCUGGUUGCUUGCAAAAUUUCUGUGUCAUCACUCUGUGAUUCAUAGUUUUUGGGAAAUAGCUUAUCAUACAACUUGAGAGAAGUCAGCUCUUCGUUAUUCAUAAUCAUUUUAGUGUGUGUUUUGUUGUCUUGAUAAUCCAGAUCCUGCUCUUGUUGCAACACGCCUCUGAAAGUCAGCUCAGAAAUGUUUAUUUUGGCUCUUAGAUAUUGUAAUGCAAUACUUUCAUCAAGAGCCUGCAUUGAAGGGUUUUUAUUUUCUGUUUCCUGUCAAACAUGACCCAGAGCUUCAAACUGUAAAUAGAGCCUUUACAGAAAAUAGUUUAGUUCUGUGUCUUGACAGAUGUGCAGCUUUGUGAUUUUAAGCAUUUUGCACUUUAUCAGAAAGCAGAUACAGGAAUGUCCCACAACUCUUUUUUUAAAUAAUCAGUUUGACUAUACAAACUACUGAAUUCUUAAAUUAUAGAACUGACAUAUUGUUGAUAACAUAGAACGUACAUCCUAUAUAGUAAAGAAACUAUAUUUCCCAGAAAACUAUAUUAUGGAAAAAGUUUAUCCGGGUUACUAUCAUAAGAUUUUGUUUUAGUCUCCAUCAUUUAGUCUCCAUGUUGAAUGUUCUCCAAUUUUAACUUGACUGGUGUGGUCCAUUCCCUGAUGAACUAUUUUAAAACAUUUUUCUCCCGUUUUAGUUCUGUCAUUGUAGAGUAUCAGCAGUAGGCCCAUGUAUCGUGCAGGCAAUUAUGGAAAAAUGCUAAUAUUUAGAUAUUUAGUCUUGUGUUCAAACAUUGGUCUGCUUUUUCUGUGUAAUGAGAGUAGAUGAUCCGAGAUUUAUUCCUCCUGCAGCCUUUGCAUGUUAACAGUAUAGAUUUUUUGAAAUGCAUCAAUCAGUAUAUUCCUGCGACAUUUAGAGCCAAGCUCAGCCCUAGUUGUUGUUAAUGUUAGUUUUAAAAAUUCAAUUAGAAAUUAGGUGAAGAAAAUGUUUAGGAAUUUACAAUCAUCUGAAAGUCAAAAUUCAGUCUUGGACUCUCCUUCUUAGCGUACAUUCAGUGGAUUAUAGAGUUUGACAAGGAUUUCAGAUGGCCAAAAUGUGGGGGAAAUGAUUUUACUUUAUUUAUUUAUUUUAGUUGUUUUUUUUUUUUUUUUUUUUGUUUUUUGAAAGUCACUGCUGUACAUUACAAGUGUCCUAUUCAUGCCUUUUGUCUUUUCUAUUGUUAAAUUACAAUGCCAGCACAAAGUGUAAAUUAAUUUUGAUUCUCCAUAUUAAAUGUUAUUUUUUGUUAUUAAACAA
Messenger RNA from Toxotes jaculatrix (banded archerfish), 5506 nucleotides. RefSeq names its product mitoguardin 2 (gene miga2). Gene Ontology annotation, biological process: mitochondrial fusion. Bases 247 to 2022 code for a protein of 591 amino acids. The record is from RefSeq and is a predicted model, not a curated record. The transcript has 16 exons. Lineage: Eukaryota; Metazoa; Chordata; Actinopteri; Toxotidae.